Camelus dromedarius (Arabian camel) is the source of this 11040-nucleotide messenger RNA. RefSeq names its product insulin like growth factor 1 receptor (gene IGF1R). Gene Ontology annotation, biological process: positive regulation of phosphatidylinositol 3-kinase/protein kinase B signal transduction; regulation of JNK cascade; multicellular organism development. Gene Ontology annotation, cellular component: insulin receptor complex; axon; plasma membrane. The transcript has 21 exons. Bases 621 to 4730 code for a protein of 1369 amino acids. The record is from RefSeq and is a predicted model, not a curated record. NCBI's taxonomy places the organism in Eukaryota, Metazoa, Chordata, Mammalia, Artiodactyla, Camelidae. Gene Ontology annotation, molecular function: insulin receptor activity; ATP binding; insulin receptor substrate binding.
CGCUUUGUGUGUGUCCUGGAUUUGGGAAGGAGCUCGCGGCGGCGGCGGCGGCGGCGGCGCUGAGGGAGGAGGCGGCGGCGGCGAGCGGAGCCCGGAGGAAGAGGAGGAGGGGGAGCCGCUCAUUCAUUUUUACGUCGCAUUUCUGCCCCCGGCCGGCCUCGCCCGGGACCCGGACUUCGGGGCAAUCUUGCUAACUGCGUCGCGCCCUCCGGCCGCGGAGGCUCGGGCGUCGGACAGCCUCCCCCUCUGUGUGGGGUUGGGUUUGUUUUUCCUCGCCGAGACGGAUUUGGGCUUUGCCCCCUUUCUUUGCAGUUUUUUCCCUCUCCUGCCUCUCUGGGUUUGAAAAUGGAGGCCGACGACGCCGACAGCCCGCCCCGGCGCGCCUCGGGUUCCCGACUCCGCCGAGCCCUGGGCCGCGGCUGCCGGCGCUGAGGGGCCGCCCCGCGCCGCCGCCCGCCCCGUCCGCGCAGCCCGGCGGACCCCGGCCGGCGCCGCCUUUGGAGUAUUGUUUCCCUAGCCCUUGUUUUUGGAGGGGGGCGAAGACUGAGUUUGAGACUUUUUCUUUUCCUCCACCCCCCCUUUUUUUUUGAGAAAGGGGAAUUUCGUCCCAAAUAAAAGGAAUGAAGUCUGGCUCCGGAGGAGGGUCCCCGACCUCGCUGUGGGGGCUCCUGUUUUUCUCCGCCGCGCUCUCGCUGUGGCCGACGAGUGGAGAAAUCUGCGGGCCAGGCAUAGACAUCCGCAAUGACUACCAGCAGCUGAAGCGCCUGGAGAACUGCACGGUGAUCGAGGGCUACCUCCACAUCCUGCUCAUCUCCAAGGCCGAGGACUACCGCAGCUACCGCUUCCCCAAGCUCACGGUCAUCACCGAGUACCUGCUGCUGUUCCGCGUGGCCGGCCUGGAGAGCCUCGGCGACCUCUUCCCCAACCUCACGGUCAUCCGUGGCUGGAAGCUCUUCUACAACUACGCCCUGGUCAUCUUCGAGAUGACCAACCUCAAGGACAUCGGGCUGUACAACCUGAGGAACAUCACCCGGGGGGCCAUCAGGAUUGAGAAGAAUGCCGACCUCUGCUACCUCUCCACGGUGGACUGGUCCUUGAUCCUGGACGCUGUGUCCAAUAACUACAUCGUGGGGAACAAGCCCCCGAAGGAGUGCGGGGACCUGUGUCCAGGGACGAUGGAGGAGAAGCCGUUGUGUGAGAAGACCACCAUCAACAAUGAGUACAACUACCGCUGCUGGACCACGAACCGCUGCCAGAAAAUGUGCCCGAGCGCGUGCGGGAAGCGGGCGUGCACGGAGAACCACGAGUGCUGCCACCCCGAGUGCCUGGGCAGCUGCAGCGCGCCCGACGACGACGCGGCCUGCGUGGCCUGCCGCCACUACUACUACGCCGGCGUCUGCGUGCCCAGCUGCCCGCCCAACACCUACCGCUUCGAGGGCUGGCGCUGCGUGGACCGCGACUUCUGCGCCAACAUCCCCAGCGCCGAGAGCAGCGACUCCGAGGGCUUCGUGAUCCACGACGGCGAGUGCAUGCAGGAGUGCCCCUCGGGCUUCAUCCGCAACGGCACUCAGAGCAUGUACUGCAUCCCUUGCGAAGGCCCUUGCCCCAAAGUCUGUGAGGAAGAAAAGAAAACAAAGACCAUUGAUUCAGUCACUUCUGCUCAAAUGCUCCAAGGAUGCACCAUCUUCAAGGGCAAUCUGCUCAUUAAUAUCCGACGUGGCAACAACAUCGCUUCGGAACUGGAGAACUUCAUGGGGCUCAUUGAGGUGGUGACGGGCUACGUGAAGAUCCGUCACUCCCACGCCUUGGUGUCCUUGUCCUUCCUGAAGAACCUGCGCCAGAUCCUAGGAGAGGAGCAGCUCGAGGGGAAUUACUCCUUCUACGUCCUCGACAACCAGAACUUGCAGCAGCUGUGGGACUGGGACCACCGCAACCUGACUAUCAAAGCUGGGAAAAUGUACUUUGCUUUCAAUCCCAAAUUGUGUGUCUCCGAAAUUUACCGCAUGGAGGAGGUGACCGGGACUAAAGGGCGCCAGAGCAAAGGGGACAUAAACACCAGGAACAACGGAGAGCGAGCCUCCUGCGAAAGCGAUGUCCUGCACUUCACCUCCACCACCACCUGGAAGAACCGCAUCAUCGUCACCUGGCACCGGUACCGGCCCCCUGACUACAGGGACCUCAUCAGCUUCACCGUCUACUACAAGGAGGCACCCUUUAAAAACGUCACGGAGUAUGACGGGCAGGAUGCCUGUGGCUCCAACAGCUGGAACAUGGUGGAUGUGGACCUCCCUCCCAACAAGGACAUCGAGCCUGGCAUCUUACUGCAGGGGCUGAAGCCCUGGACGCAGUAUGCUGUCUACGUCAAGGCCGUGACCCUUACCAUGGUGGAGAACGACCACAUCCGUGGGGCCAAAAGCGAGAUCUUGUACAUUCGCACCAACGCUUCAGUUCCUUCCAUUCCCCUGGAUGUUCUCUCAGCAUCAAACUCCUCUUCUCAGCUGAUUGUGAAGUGGAACCCGCCCUCUCUGCCCAACGGCAACCUGAGUUACUACAUCGUGCGGUGGCAGCGCCAGCCUCAGGACAGCUACCUUUACCGGCACAACUACUGCUCCAAAGGUGAGGACAAAAUCCCCAUCAGGAAGUAUGCUGAUGGCACCAUCGACGUCGAGGAGGUGACGGAGAAUCCCAAGACCGAAGUGUGUGGUGGCGAGAAAGGGCCGUGCUGCGCUUGCCCCAAAACCGAGGCCGAGAAGCAGGCCGAGAAGGAGGAGGCCGAGUACCGCAAGGUCUUCGAGAAUUUUCUGCACAACGCCAUCUUCGUGCCCAGACCCGAAAGGAAGCGGAGAGAGGUCAUGCAGGUCGCCAACACCACCACGUCCAGCCGAAGCAGGAACACUACGGUGGUGGACACCUACAACAUCACAGACCCAGAAGAGCUUGAGACAGAGUACCCUUUCUUUGAAAGCAGAGUGGACAACAAGGAGAGAACCGUAAUCUCUAACCUCCGGCCUUUUACUUUGUACCGCAUCGACAUCCACAGCUGUAACCACGAGGCUGAGAAGCUGGGCUGCAGUGCCUCCAACUUUGUCUUUGCAAGAACCAUGCCUGCAGAAGGAGCAGAUGACAUUCCUGGACCGGUGACCUGGGAGCCAAGGCCUGAGAACUCCAUCUUUUUAAAGUGGCCAGAACCUGAGAAUCCCAAUGGAUUGAUUCUAAUGUAUGAAAUAAAAUACGGAUCACUCGUCGAGGAUCAGCGGGAGUGUGUGUCUAGACAGGACUACAGGAAGUAUGGAGGGGCCAAGCUGAACCGGCUCAACCCAGGGAACUACACGGCCCGGAUCCAGGCCACCUCUCUCUCUGGGAAUGGGUCGUGGACGGAUCCUGUGUUCUUCUACGUCCAGGCCAAAACGACGUAUGAAAAUUUCAUCCAUCUGAUCAUCGCCCUGCCUGUUGCCGUGCUGUUGAUUGUGGGCGGGUUGGUUAUAAUGUUGUACGUCUUCCACAGGAAAAGAAAUAACAGCAGGCUGGGGAACGGAGUGCUGUAUGCUUCGGUGAACCCGGAGUACUUCAGUGCAGCCGAUGUGUACGUGCCUGACGAGUGGGAGGUCGCCCGGGAGAAGAUCACCAUGAGCCGAGAGCUGGGGCAGGGCUCCUUCGGCAUGGUUUACGAAGGCGUUGCCAAGGGUGUGGUCAAAGAUGAGCCUGAGACCAGGGUGGCCAUUAAGACGGUGAACGAGGCCGCGAGCAUGCGCGAGAGGAUUGAGUUUCUCAAUGAGGCCUCAGUGAUGAAGGAGUUCAACUGUCACCACGUGGUGCGCCUGCUGGGCGUGGUGUCGCAGGGCCAGCCGACGCUGGUCAUCAUGGAGCUCAUGACCCGGGGGGACCUCAAAAGUUAUCUCCGGUCUCUGAGGCCAGAAAUGGAGAAUAACCCAGUCCUAGCACCUCCAAGCCUAAGCAAAAUGAUCCAGAUGGCUGGAGAGAUUGCAGAUGGCAUGGCAUACCUCAACGCCAAUAAGUUUGUCCACAGAGACCUCGCUGCCCGGAACUGCAUGGUGGCCGAAGAUUUCACAGUCAAAAUCGGAGAUUUUGGGAUGACGAGAGACAUCUAUGAGACAGACUAUUACCGGAAAGGAGGGAAAGGGCUGCUGCCCGUGCGCUGGAUGUCCCCCGAGUCCCUCAAGGAUGGAGUCUUCACCACGCACUCCGACGUCUGGUCCUUCGGGGUCGUCCUCUGGGAGAUCGCCACGCUGGCCGAGCAGCCGUACCAGGGCUUGUCCAACGAGCAAGUCCUUCGCUUCGUCAUGGAGGGUGGCCUUCUGGACAAGCCGGACAACUGUCCUGACAUGCUGUUUGAGCUGAUGCGCAUGUGCUGGCAGUACAACCCCAAGAUGAGGCCCUCCUUCCUGGAGAUCAUCAGCAGCAUCAAGGACGAGAUGGAGCCCGGCUUCCGGGAGGUGUCCUUCUACUACAGUGAGGAGAACAAGCCGCCCGAACCCGAGGAGCUGGACCUGGAGCCGGAGAACAUGGAGAGCGUCCCCCUGGACCCCUCGGCCUCCUCGUCCUCCCUGCCGCUGCCCGACAGACACUCAGGACACAAGGCCGAGAACGGCCCCGGCCCCGGCGUGCUGGUCCUGCGAGCCAGCUUCGAUGAGAGACAGCCUUACGCGCACAUGAACGGGGGCCGCAAGAACGAACGGGCCCUGCCUCUGCCCCAGUCUUCGACCUGCUGAUCCUGGAGCCGAGUCCCGGGCAAACAGUAACGCGCGCAGGCUCGGCGGCGGGUGGGGGGAGCGUGCUAACAAUCUAUCCGCAGCCUCCUGUACCUCAGUGGAUCUUCAGAACUGCCAUUGCUGCCCACGGGAGACGGCUUCUCUGCAGUAAACACAUUUGGGAUGUUCCUUUUUUCAAUAUGCAAGCAGCUUUUUAUUUCCCUACCCAAACCCUUAACUGACACGGGCCUUUAAGAACCUUAAGGACAACACUUAAUAGCAACCGUCGCCCUGAGAAUCGGGUCUCCUCACUCUCUCCCUGUCUCUCCUCCUCCUCCCUCUCAUCUCUGUCUCUGUCUCUGUCCUUUCUCUCUCUUUCUGCUUCGUGAUGGAAACACAUUGGCCGCAAGCCCAGCCAGGACACCCUUUUCUAUUGGGUGGCCCCACGUGGCCCCUGAACACACCUGCCGGUCACCUUAGGUCUUUAUAAAAAAACAUGUUGAGACGGAAUUUUUUAACUGUAUCUUUAACUUUUUAGGGACAUAGGAAAUUUAAAAAGGGCCAUCAUCCAAGGUCGGUACCGUGUUAACGCUGCCAAAUUCUGCCCAAACCCUGAACUCCCUCCCCCGCCGUCCCCGCGCUGCUUCCUUGUUCCCGGAGGCCCCGGGUGAGCCCGGCAGCCCGGUGCGCGCUAAGGGCCACGCCGGUGAUGCCCUCCGUCCGGCCGUCCCCGGUGUCCCUUCCAACUCUCACGUUCACACAGCUCUAAUUGCUUUUGACUAGGUUAUUAUUUGGGGGAACUGGACAGAAUGAGACUUUCUCUCAGUGAAGAUGGGGGAGAAGCUGAAUCAGCUUCCCUGACCCUCUUUGCGUACCCCCACCUUCCAGCCCCCAGGAAAUCUGGAGAAAACAGGCCCUGUUGGGAACCUGGAAGACAGGCUUUGAGUAAAGGUCGUCCGCGUGCCAGUCUCCUGUCCUCGCCCCAGCUCCCCCACCCGGCCCCCAAGGACACUGAUGGGAAGGGGUUUCCAGGGACUCAGCCCAACUGUUUAUGCAGGUUUGCAAGGAAAGAAAUUCAAACACCACAACCACAGUCCGAAGAAAAGCAGUAAAUGGAUUCAAGCAUUCUAAGCUUUGUUGACAUUUUCUCUGUUACUAGGACUUCUUCAUGGGUCUUACAGUUCUAUGUUAGACCAUGAAACAUUUGCAUACACAUCGUCUUUAAUGUCACUUUUAUAACUUUUUUACGGUUCAGAUAUUCAUCUAUACGUCUGUACAGAAAAAAAAAGCUGCUAUUUUUUUUGUUCUUUUAUCUUUGUGGAUUUAAUCUAUGAAAACCUUCAGGUCUACCCUUCUUCCCUCUCUGCUCACUCCAAGAAACUUCUUAUGCUUUGUACUAGAGUGCGUGACUUUCUUCCUCUUUUCCCAGUAAUUGAUACUUCUAUAACAUAAUUUGCCAUGAACUGUUUGAUGCCUUUUUAUAAAGACACGCCCCCUCCCUGGCCCCUGCCCCGUCAGUUCUGUCCUCCCCGUAGGCUCUGUGGGCACGAGGCUGGUGGGGGAGGAGGCAGGGAGGGGGCCGCACGGGCUCCCCUCAGCCUGCUCUCCCGCAGCGUCUGAGUCUGUUACAGUGCAAGACAUGAUACAAACUCAGGUCAGAAAAAAAAAAAAGGUUAAAUAUUUCGCACAUCCUUGUUCAGUGUUUAUAUUCACCAUUGUUGGAAAGUCUCACCUUCUCUUUCCCUUGCCUUUGUUUUUGGUUGUGACACACAUAUCUCUAUUUUUUUAAUUCUUGGGUACAACAGCAGUUUUAACUGCAUACACUAGGCAUUUGGAUUACUAUUUUUUUCAAUGGCUGUCUAACCCUUCCAUCCCAUGGAAAACGCUGCUGAGUCCAGGGGUGCAGCGGCCCGUCUGCGGCCUCCCGCCACCACCCUCCAGACCCACCUACCUGUCUUUAGAAGCAGACUCCCCGGGCACCCUGGCACCGGCUGGGAGUUGGGUGCAGGGGCAGCACCCUCGGGGUGCCAGCCAGCCCGCUGCCAGGUGGGGACAGCGCAGGCGCCGCGUGGCUGAGGGGCCGCGAGCCUCGGCGCUGGCAUGCCUUUCCUUGGCCAGGAGUCCCAGUCCUCGGGCCUGGGGGUCUUGUUUUGUUUAGUUUUUAGCACUUCUCACAGAGCGAUGACAGCACAAGAGUUGCUUCUGGGAUGGAAAUGUUUAAAUUAUGAGUAAGAACAAAGCUACAAUAUGAUGAUUGCUAGUUGUGACUGGAGAUUAAACACAAAAAAGAAAGUUUGUAGUGCUUUUUUGCUUGUCAGUAGUUUCAGUCCCACUCUUUUCUCUAGCCUGUCCCAUAGUUGUUCCCUUGGGAAAAAGAAAAAAAAAAAGAAAAAGAAAAAAUUAAUUAAGAAGGUAUUUUAUGUAGGAGUGUUCUUUUAAUUUAUUUUGUGAUACCAGUUUCAGUCACUGUAGAGAAGCCCCAUUAUGAAUUUAAAUACUGAGAAAAGGGUUGUUUGUGUGUGUGUGUGUGUGUGUGUGUGUGUGUGUAGUAAGACGGGACAGUUUUUGGCUUUUUGUUUUUUUUCCAAACAUCUACCUCACUCUUAUUUUGUAUAUGUGUAUAUAUAAAAAGGAUACAUCUCACAUCUCUCAGCACCUGACAAUAUGCCGUUGAUACUGGUGACCUCGUCCACACCACAGCCGCACACACCAGGUGGCGCAGGAGAGGCCAGGCUGUAUUCCAGGCUCAGAGCGACACUAGCUCCCCCUGCCCCGACUCGUUCCUAACAGCUCCCCGUUUCUGCGACGUCUCAACUUGCGUCGCUUCUGUCCUUCUCUGACUCGGUUUCCCAAGAGGCGGGGAGGGCCCAGGCUGCUGGGCUCUGCAACCACCGACCUUGUGUGCAGGCUUCCCGGGCACCAGGUGGGGAAGCGUCUCCGGGAGCCCCUGUCGCCCCUGCGGUCACCUGCAGGUGUGGGGCUCGGCUCCCGCUGACUCAGCCCCAGGCUGACCCGACGGCCAGUCCCACGUAGAAUGUACUGAGAAGGACCCCUCCUCCCCCUCCAGACUGUGCUCUCAACCUCACCCUCACCUCCUCCCCAGGGGAAGACAAAGAUGAACCAAACCCCCGGGCUGGAGGGGGCCAGCGGCGGGCCGAGCCCCUGUCCCUCUCCCGCUGGCUGCUGCUCUCACAGGCACUGGCAUCUUUUCUGGGAAACGCGGUGGGGUCCUCCCCCAGUGUGGCGGGCUCCUCCACAGCCCCAGGACUGCAGUUAAGCUCAGGAGCUUCCUCCCUCCUGCUAGAACACUCCUCGCCCCUCCCACGUCCCCUGGGACCAUAAGGGCACUGAGAAAGUGUUUGAUCAGGGUUUCCCGCUGCCACACUGCAGGUGACCCCUAGGAAUAGUGGCCUCUCCUUGCUUUUGCACACCCCUCCCGGUUUCCACAACUGGAUUUCUACAGUUCAUUCAGCUGGUUAUAAGGGUUUUGUUGAAACUGUCCGAGUUGUUGGUGUCACUUCAUUUUUGUUCUAUGUAGGUGGUUUUCCUUUGAGUAGAACGAAAACACUAACAGUGUAGUGCCCAUCAUAACGAAUGCUUCAGAAACACUUAAAUAAAAGAGAGAAUUCUGCUUGCGUGACGGUGCAGUCAUUUUACUGGACCAGACCACCCACCAUGACUCUACCAAGGCAUCAGCUCUCCACAGUCCUGGCCUAGUUUUGCGCUGAUUUCCCCACCUCUUCUUGGUUUCCUCCUCUGUAUGCUCCACACAAUUUACUCGAGCUGAGUGCGGCGCUCUCCACGCAGCCCUCUUCUGACAGCAGCUCCCACUGCUUGAAGUGACGUGAACCACUGAGGCACAUCACUGAACUGACGUGAGCAUCAAAACGUACCACACACAGCCCUGCCCUGGGGCAGCAGGCCUGCUGCCUUCUGGACACGCUGUGGCACUUGCGCUGGGUGAGACCCAGACCACCCCAGGUGUCCUGCACGGGAUGUCCUGCUGUUUGACACAGCUGGAAUGAGCUUCCUCCUUGGAAGCGAGAAGACCGUGUUCGUGGCUGGACAGUGGCCUCUCCUUCCAGCCUGUUUCUUAGGACUUGGGACAUUUCAAUGGUAGAAAUGUGGUUAUUGUGGAACUACCCGAUGCUGAAAUGCUUGGCGUGAAGUGGUGCUUUUCGGUUGGGAUGAGAGAUGUACAAGCCAAGUUUGAUGCCAGAUUCUAGGCCAGUGUGUUCCACCCAAGCCUCUUUCUCAGCAGCCUGCCUCCGCCGGCAGGUGGCCAGACGGGAUGCAGGCGGCUGGUACGGCAAGGUCGCACUAGCUCACAUCAGUGAGAAGGCUAGGAUGCUUGGUCCAAGGUCCUCAGCUGUCACUGUUGGGUCCUCUGGCCAGUGUCAAAGGCAACUCCUUUCCAAAACACAGGCACCCUCCAGUUGGCUGUAAAUCUCUAUGGUAUGCCUCGGCCCAUUCCGGCAGUCCCAGUAAUGCAUUUAAGGUUUGGGGUUUGUUCUUUUGUUAAUGUUACUUUUGUUUGUCGGCUUUUUAUUUCCUGGGCUAAGCGGCGUUGGGAGAUAUGGACCAGAGAUCCACUCUUUGAGAACCAGUGAUGAAAAUCAAACUGUCUUACUCCACUCUGACAUAGCUGGUGGUACAAACGAGAACAAGAGACGAUGCUGUUUAGAUUGAACCUCUGUUGCCAGAGAUGCUGAAGAUACAGACCUGGGACAGGCCAGAGGGUUUCACUUUUGGCUUCCAGCUUAGAUGACUGGCUGGAGGAAAGCAUUUAAAGGAAAAGCAGAUGAACACCCCUUGAUGGUGGAAUGACGAGGCAGGGGGAAACCCCUGUAACAGGGAUCGUGAAGGACACGGAAAGGAGUCACGAGCAGAAGGUUCAGGGCUUGGAAGAAGUGUGGGCUGUGUUUGGAACUGGAUGGUUUCUGAAGGCUCUACAGUCACCCGUGGGCAUUUGGUUUCAACCAAUCAGCCUAACAUCCUACUGUGGAAACUGUGGCUGCCGAGUUCAGUCAAAUUGUUCAAGAACGCAAACUGCACCGCAGACGUCAGGUGUCGGUUCUGGGGCAUGACUUUAGGGCUUCGUUGUAUUUCGUUUAUGCGAGAACGUGUCGCUCACGCAUCUGUGUGUCCCCGUUUGUGUGUGUCCGCAUCUUUCUGGUAAACAUCAUUUUAGUCACUCAUUAGCGUUUUCAAUAGGGCUCUUAAGUCCAGUAGAUUACGGGUAGUCAGUUGACGAAGAUCUGGUUUACAAGAACUAAUUAAAUGUUUCAUUGCAUUUUUGUAAGGACAUAGAAUAAUUUUAUAAAAUGUUUGUAGUUUAUAAUUGCCGAAAAUAAUUUAAAGACACUUUUUUUCCUCUGUGUGUGCAAAUGUGUUUGUGAUCCAUUUUUUUAGGACACUCGUUUACUAGCUAGCUUUACAAUAUGCCAAAAAAGGAUUUUUCCCUGACCCAAGCCGUGGUUCCCCCUCUUCCCCGCCAAGCUUUGUGCCCUAGUUUAUAACAAAGGAAUGAUGAUGAUUUAAGAAGUAGUUCUGUAUCUUCAGUAUCUUGGUCUUCCAGAACCCUCUGGGUGGGAAGGGGAUCAUCUUUUACUGGUCAUUUCCCUUUGGAGUGUAGCUACUUUAACAGACUGAAAGAACCUCAUUGGCCAAGGAAACAGCAGAGGUGUUGCGGCCCACGGUGUCCAUGGCACCAUCAGCAUCUGGCUUGGCUGGGUUGGCAGUUGUGCUGUUAGACGCAAUGCCUUGGGAUGGAGGGACACCACUGCCCAGCUGAUGGUUUGCACAAUGAUCACAGCGUACAGACUUACCAUACAAAUGAUGAUCAUUCUGGUGCACGCAGGCCGUUUGCUUACAUGCCUCAUAUAAUUAACACUUUGUUAUAACAGGAAGAGACCCUAUUUAUUUUUAUUUAAGGCAGAACACCAAUGAUCGAUAUUUUUCAAUUCCAAACAAAUUCUUUUUAAUAAAAACUAUACACACGCAAGCUUUUUUUUUUUUUUUUUUUUUGUAAGUUUGACUCCAUUCCUUCUGGCUCCCAAUGGAUUAUUGGCUAGGUCUACACAACUCCACAAAAUCUCCAUCAUUGGAAACAUCUGGAUGUUUUGCAUUACAUGGGAGAAAGGUCCAGAAACAAUUUGGGUUUUGUUUGCAACUUUUCAUUUAGAUGUCUGGCAUUGCAGAGACACCGUCACAGGUGGAACAGAUGCUUGGCAAAAACACCUGUCUGUUUUCUAAGCCAGUGAGGUUGAGGUGAGAGGUUUGCCAGAGUUUGUCUACCUCUGGGACAAAAAAAAAAAAAAAAAAAAUCAAA